Molecule: messenger RNA, 1966 nt
Organism: Talpa occidentalis (Iberian mole)
Lineage: Eukaryota; Metazoa; Chordata; Mammalia; Eulipotyphla; Talpidae
Gene: LAMP1
Product: lysosomal associated membrane protein 1
Exons: 9
Coding region: 267-1439 (390 amino acids)
Cellular component (GO): membrane
Source: RefSeq, a predicted model, not a curated record
AUGCCUGCUCACCUGCCCCCCCAUACAAGUAUCAGGAGGCCCCUCUGUUUUGCCUGCAUCCCAAACAGGUCGUGGACUCUGGACUCGUGGACUCUUUUCUACCCGGGCCUGUUUGCCGUGGUGUCCUGGCGUCCUUCUGAGUGCCCGGCGGGGUCCUUGUAGGCUUAGACGUUGGCCCUGCCUUUCCAGAGGCUUCCAGGAUGUGUGUGGGGCUCUGGCUGCCAGGCUAGGGCAGCUGUGGGCACCCGAGACAUCCUGUGGUCACCAUGGGCUGCCUCGUGCACAGUGCCUGGGCGUUUGUGGUGACAGAUGGCAACAGCUCGGCGUGCAUCAGGGCCACCUUCUCUGCUGACGUCCAGGUCCGCUACGAUACCAGCAGUGGCCCCAAGAACACGACCUUCAGCCUGCUGCCGGAUGCGGAGGUGCUGAACACCAGCUCCUGCGGCCGAGAGAACUCCUCCUCGGGCCCCAGCCUCGCCCUGGCCUUGGGAAACGGGUGCACCCUGACUCUCCGCUUUGCCAAAGACUCAACGAGCUACCGCGUGGAGCAGCUGCUCUUCACGUACAACUUGUCGGACGCGCGCAGCUUCCCCAAUGCCAGCACCCAGGGAGCCCAGACCGUGACGUCUAACCCCGACAUCCGGGCCGAUCUGGACACCAGGUACAGGUGCCUCAGCCACCGCCGCCUCGAACUGGGCAACUCCACUGUCCUCACGCUCAGCAACACCACCCUCCAAGCCUACCUGUCCAGCGGCAACUUCAGCGCAGGAGAGACGCGGUGUAAGCAGGAUGGCCCGGGCCCGACCCCCGCCCCGCCCCACCCCACGCCGGCCCCCUCGGUGGGCAGGUACAACGUGAGCGGCGUCAACGGGACCUGCCUGCUGGCGAACAUGGGGCUGCAGCUGAACGUCACCUACCAGCAGAAAGACAACGCGACAGUAACGCGUGUCUUCAGCAUCGACCCCAACAAGACCACCGUGAGCGGGAGCUGCGCCGCCCAGCUGGCCACGCUGGAGCUGCUCGGGGAGGGCCACAGGCUGCUCAUCCUGCAGUUUGCCAUGAACACAAGUUCUAGCCGCUUCUUCCUGCGAGGGGUCCAGGUGAACAUGACGCUUCCGGAGGCCAGAGAGCCCACCUUCACUGCUGCCAACGGCUCCCUGCGGGCCCUGGAGGCGGCCGUGGGCCACUCCUACCGGUGCAGCGCCGAGCAGCAGGUGCGUAUCACCCCGGCCUGCUCCCUCAACGUGGUCAAGGCCCGGCUGCAGGCCUUCCAGAUCCAGGACAACACGUUCGGGGCUGCGGAGGACUGCCCGCUGGACGAGAACAGCAUGCUCAUCCCCAUCGCCGUGGGCGGCGCCCUGGCCGGGCUGGUCCUCGUGGUCCUCAUCGCCUACCUCAUCGGCAGGAAGCGCAGCCACGCAGGCUACCAGACCAUCUAGGCACCCGCCGCCGGCCGACGUGAGGGCACCGGCAGCACUCGGGCAGGCGGGAGGUGGGUGGGCCCGGGUCAAGCCCUUGCUAACUGGUCACGCAUUAACAUUCACCAAAGUGGGGGGGGGGUUCCUCGGCUGCCAGCGGGGUUGCUCAGACGUGGUGUGGGUCUCUUCGCUUUUCACUCAGAUGCUAGCCUUACGGGGCCGGGCGCCCGCGGGGCGCGGACGGGGCGUCGGCGGGCCCUGCAGUAGGGGGGCGUGGGGGCACCGCGGCGGCAUGGCCCUGCUUCCCAGGCCUGGCACUUUUUUAAAUAGGAAAAUGGGUGUUAUUUUUGUUCGCAAUUUGUAAAGCGGCUUGGAGUCCUCUGUUCGGGUCCAGGGUGCUCUGGUUCCUGCACCUGCGAGGCCAUCGGUCUGAUUCUGGUUUAUCUGCCCGCAGCUCGGCUGAGCCCGGGGCCGCCUGGCGUGGGUGUCGCUGUGACAGUGCUAAUAAAGCGUCUUUCUUUGUUGGCGUUUGUGGGUUUGUGCUGCUG